Messenger RNA from Symbiodinium pilosum, 852 nucleotides. The record is from the annotation of a GenBank genome assembly. NCBI's taxonomy places the organism in Eukaryota, Dinophyceae, Suessiales, Symbiodiniaceae.
AUGGUGUCGGCUUUCACUGACAGGGCCAACGGCUUCCCUUCUGAGCUCGCAGGCACAGACCCGCAGUGGAUUUUCAGCUUGCAAUGCAACCAACCUGCGUUUCGUGCACCCCACGCCGCAAAUUCAGACAUUGGCGUGAAAGAGGGGCCUGGCUACUCAGGGCAACGAGUGAGUGUUCAAUGGAGGCGCGCCAAGAAGUGGGAUGAGACUAUGAUCCAUCGCCUGGAGAACUGGAAGUUAAAAGGGAAGGGAAAGCAGCCUUCUGGACCUGGUUCAAGCUUGGCUUCCACGGCGAAGGUGAGGCCGUUCCUGCGUGAUGUGUUCGAUAAGCUUGCGAUCCAGACUUUCUUGGAUGUUCCAUGUGGAGACAUGACUUGGAUGCCACACGUGAAUCUGACGGGUGUGGAUUACAUGGGCGGCGAUAUCUCCUCAUCACUUGUUGCCGACAACCUGGCAUCCUUUGCUGCAGAUCCUCGAUUUGCAAACAAGUUCGCUGUGUUCGACAUCACAUGCAUGAUCCCGCCCAAAGUGGACAUGAUACACACCCGGGAUGUUUUCAUCCAUCUGGACUCCGAUCAUUCAUUGAAGGCUCUCCAGAACUUCGAGAAGAGUGGCUCCAAGUAUAUCGCUAUUCCACAUUGGCCGUCUUCCCGUGGGGGAUCCAACGUGUUCCACCCCAACGGAUCGGCUUACGAGAAUUAUCACACCUUCAAUCUGCACCUGCCUCCAUUUUGUUUGCCGGCGCCUCUGUACUCCGUGCAGAAUGGAGGCGGCGCCACUGGCGUGGUCGGUGUAUGGAAGUUGCCCGCUCUAGGGCAUGGCAGCCGACCGGAGUGCCGAAAUCAAGGUUAG